Molecule: messenger RNA, 5924 nt
Organism: Tachysurus fulvidraco (yellow catfish)
Lineage: Eukaryota; Metazoa; Chordata; Actinopteri; Siluriformes; Bagridae
Gene: slka
Product: STE20-like kinase a
Exons: 19
Coding region: 798-4181 (1127 amino acids)
Biological process (GO): protein phosphorylation
Molecular function (GO): protein serine/threonine kinase activity; ATP binding
Source: RefSeq, a predicted model, not a curated record
UCAUCAUCAUCAUCAUCGCUGUGCACGCGCGUUCUCCAUCCAAGCGACGGCUCCUCAUCUUUUUUUUUUUCCCCCAGAAGUUGGGACCUAAACAGAAGGAGCUUUCCUGUAAAUGAGGAUGGACGCUUUAAACCAACCGAACAACCUGUUCUCCAGGGCGGAGUAGUGUGAUAUAUCUGGUAACAGGGUAGAGCAGUGAUCGUUUUGUUUUUAGGCCUAUUUUAUUUUCUUUCUUUAACCAGCAACACACAGCUAAGCUAGGACUGUUAGCUAGCUAGCUAACUGCUUUCCGAACAGUUUGGACCCUAGCAUCCGUUUUCUUCUGUUGAAUCGAUUGGAGAAAGACAUCGUUUUAUGGAUUUUCACUUAUCGUCUGAUGAAGUGAAGUGAUUAAAAAAAAAAAAAAAAAAAAAGUCGUUUAUCUUGAAAGGCCAGAUCCAGUUUUUCUGCUAAACCCGAGAACAUAAACAGAGCCAGAAGAUCGUGCUAACUAGCUAACUAAAGGACUAGUGUGUUGUAUCUACUGUAGAUGAUUCUCCUGUACCGUUAUGGACAUGUUUGGUGAUAAAGCCUACACGGUUUUUCAAAAUUGCUCAGUUCUCAGUAGGCUUGUAAUUUCUGGUUUAUCCAACAUAAAGUAGAGACAACAAAAAAACUUAUUUUGUACAGUUUAGUUGUUAUUUAAUGCGUGGAAAGAGCUAACUAGCUAGUUAGCAAACUUAUUUGAUUAAGCUUCGAGGCCGAUUAGUUUAGGUUAGUUUUAGUUCUUUUUUUUAACAGAUUCUCGAGUUGCAAAGAUGUCGUUUUUUAACUUGAGGAAGAUAUUUAAGAUUGGCACGGAGAAAAAGAAAAAACAAUACGAACACGUCCAUAGAGACGUGAAUCCGGAGGAAGUGUGGGAGAUUGUAGGAGAGCUCGGAGAUGGAGCCUUCGGGAAGGUCUACAAGGCUCAGAACAAGCAAACAGGAAUACUUGCAGCUGCUAAAGUGAUUGACACUAAAACAGAGGAGGAGCUGGAAGACUACAUGGUUGAGAUAGAAAUCCUUGCUUCCUGUGACCAUCAGAACAUUGUCAAACUGCUUGAUGCAUUUUACUUUGAGAGCAAGUUGUGGAUACUUAUCGAGUUUUGUGCAGGAGGUGCAGUCGAUGCUGUCAUGUUGGAGCUGGAGCGGCCACUGACGGAGCCACAGAUCCGUGUGGUGUGUAAACAGACCUUAGAUGCACUGACUUACCUUCAUGAGAAUAAGAUCAUCCACAGAGACCUGAAAGCUGGAAACAUUCUGUUAUCUGCAGACGGAGAGGUCAAAUUGGCUGACUUUGGAGUGUCCGCAAAAAACACAAGGACUCUACAACGAAGAGAUUCUUUCAUUGGGACUCCUUACUGGAUGGCUCCUGAAGUGGUGAUGUGUGAGACAUCCAAAGACAGACCAUAUGACUACAAAGCAGACAUCUGGUCUCUUGGGAUCACACUGAUCGAGUUGGCACAGAUUGAGCCGCCUAAUCACGAAAUGAACCCUAUGAGAGUCCUGCUCAAAAUAGCCAAGUCUGAGCCCCCUACACUCAUGCAGCCCUCCCGAUGGUCUCCAGAAUUCAGUGAUUUCCUAAAGAAAGCAUUGGAUAAGAAUAUAGACCACAGAUGGAGCACCACUCAGCUCCUGCAGCAUCCGUUUGUUUCAAGCGUAACUGAUAGCAAACCUCUGCGUGAGUUGAUUGCUGAGGCUAAAGCAGAAGUGUUUGAGGAGUUUGAGGAAGGCAAAGAAGAGGAGGAAGAAGAAGAGACAGACACACAGCUCGAUGCACGGGGACAUAAGCGUGCGCUGUCUGAAAUCAGCACUGGCAGUUUAGAGGACGAGAAGCUUUCUGACAAUGCAUCCACGCUGGAAUCGGUCACUGAGAAAGAUGAACCACAGGCAAAACCCAAAAUAGCUGAAGACAACAAGAGUAGCCAGGAGGAAGUCCAGAUUUCAGAAAACACUCCCGAGGAGAAGAUUCCUGAAGUUCCAGAAACCCAGAAAGAUUCUGUCCUGAAGUCUGUGACUGUCAGUGAAGAGACUGGAGAGGAGGAGAAGGAACAGAUUGGGAUAAAUGAUUCUAAUCAGAGCUGUGUGGAAGAAAAUAAAAUGGCAGAUGAGCAAAAAGAUCAGCAGGUAGAGAUAAAGGAGGACACGACGCCAGAACUUUCUGUAGAGGAAAGCACUGAACCUGCGGAAAUGGCCAACCCAGAGAACCAGAAAGAAGAUGGUACUGAACAGGGUAAGGUGAGCAUGGUUGACACUGGAAAGGCAGAGAACUUGGUUGAGACUGAAGGAGAAACGGACAAGAAGAACGAUGAUGUGGCGCAGGAGAACGAGGGAGAAGAUACUGGUAUCAAUAUACUCACGGAGGAGAAAAAGAAAGAUGAGAUGGAAGAAAAGGAGAUGCAACCCGAAGCUGCAGAGGACCAACCUAAAACUGAAGAAGAUGCUAAGAAGUCUCUAGAAGUGGAAAAUAAAUUUGAGUCAGACAUUCCUGCUAAGCCAGAAAAAAUGGUAAAAGAAAACAUGACCUCUAUGGAUGUGUCACCUGUCAUCAUUAAUGGGGAAAAAGGUGAGAUAAACCAUAUAUUAAAGAGAAGCCCAGAAGCAAAUAAUGAACCGUCUGCAUCCCCUGAUGCAGCUACAGAGUAUGAGGUAGACCAGAAUAAAGCGGUGGCUAUUAAGCCCGAUAUUGAGAAGGACUCUGAUUCAGGAAGCAGCUCUGCAGCAGAUACCAACAGCAUUGACAUGAACCUUUCUAUCUCCAGCUUCCUAUCCAGAAGUAAGGAGGGGUCUAUUUCUGUGCAGGAUGCCAAGUACCAGAAGAAGACUCUGAAAAAGACUCGUAAGUUUAUGGUGGAUGGGGUAGAGGUCAGUGUCACCACUUCAAAGAUAGUUACUGAUAAUGACACCAAGAAUGAAGAACUGCGCUUUUUAAGGCGACAGGAGCUACGUGAGCUGAGGCUGCUACAGAAGGAGGAGCAAAGAGCACAUCAACAGCUCACCAAUAAGCUGCAGCAGCAGAAAGAGCAACUCUUCCGGCGCUUUGAGCAGGAGAUGGCAGGAAAGAAGCGUCAGUAUGACCAGGAGGUCGAGAACCUAGAGAAGCAGCAGAAGCAAUCUGUUGAGCGUAUGGAACAAGAUCACACUAAUCGUCUGAGGGACGAGGCAAAGAGGAUCAAAUCUGAGCAAGACAAGGAGCUUUCCAAGUUCCAGAACAUGCUAAAGAAUCGCAAGAAAGAGGUCAAACAGGAGAUCAGCAUGUCCCCCAAACACAUGAGAAAAGAGCUUUUGAAACGCUUAAAGGAUGACCUCGUUAUUGUUCAGCAAGAAGAGGAACAGGAGUUUCUGCAGAAGCAACAGCAGGAGUUGGACGGCGCUCUGAAGAAAAUCAUUCAGCAGCACAAACUAGAGAUCGCCACCAUAGAACGAGAUUGUCUUAACCAUAAGCAGCAGCUUUUAAGAGCACGUGAGGCAGCCAUGUGGGAGUUGGAGGAGCGCCACUUGCAGGAGAAGCACCAGUUGCUGAAGCAGCAGUUGAAAGAUCAGUACUUCAUGCAGAGGCACCAGCUUCUAAAGAGACAUGAAAAGGAGAUGGAGCAGAUGCAGGGUUAUAACCAGCGCCUCAUAGAAGAGAUGAAGAACAGGCAGGCUCAGGAGAGAGCCCGACUACCAAAGAUCCAGCGCAGUGAAGCGAAAACUCGUAUGGCCAUGUUCAAAAAAAGUCUGCGCAUCACUGGCACAGGAACUCCGGAGCAGGACAGAGAGAAAAUUAAACAGUUUGCUGUACAGGAAGAGAAGAGACAAAAGAAUGAACGACUUCAUCAGCACCAGAAGCAUGAGAACCAGAUGAGAGACCUUCAGCUUCAGUGUGACUCUAAUAUCAGAGAGCUUCAACAACUACAGAAUGAGAAGUGCCAUGUGCUGAUUGAGCAUGAGACUCAGAAGCUGAAGGAGCUGGAUGAGGAGCACAGUCAAGAGCUUAAAGAGUGGAGAGAGAAACUUCGUCCCAGAAAGAAGGCUCUUGAAGACGAGUUCACUCGGAAAAUGCAAGAACAGGAAGUCUUCUUUAAAAUGAGUGGGGAAUCCGAGUGCUUGAACCCCACUGCACAAAGCAGAGUUUCUAAGUUCUACCCUAUUCCUAGUGUCCAUUCUUCCGGUUCAUAACCCACACCAUACAAGGCAAUAGAAGGAUGUGCGACAUCAGCCUGGAGCUCCGUCUCUGUCUGAACUUCCACUAUAUAUGACAUGAGGAACAUUGGAUUGAAGUUAAUGAUCACCUGUAUAUGGAAGGGACUAAACAUUAUAUCAGCUAUGGAAAACAAAGUUCAUUAGUAAAUUACCUGCUGUUAAACUACAAAUCCAAUGGAUUAAAUUUUUUAUUUCUUUGUUUUUAGUCUGCUGGAAGUUUUGCAUUAGAAACAAAUAUACUUUUUUCUUGGAGAAAUUGAUUCUUGGAAGCAAGUAUCAGGUGUCUGUGUAAGGUCUACAGUGUAUGAGUCCUGCUAUGAUGAUUAUAGUGUAACUUUGUAACGUAUCCCCCAAAUUAUUGAAACUGUAGAAGACCAACAAUCUUGUGAGUGUGCAUGUGUGUUCGAAAGAGUGAGAGAAUGCGAGUCUGUGUGUUUAUGAUCAACAGAUUUAUGCCUUGUAUCAAACCAAGCUGCCCCACACCCCUUUCUGAUCUUUUGCUUUUCAUAGUUUUCCACUGUUUGAGAUUCAUUUUCUUAUUGUUUCCAUAUUGUUUCAGCGAAUGCAUUUCCUGUCAUCUAUCUAAUAUUAAACAAUAGACUAUUACAACUUUAAUCGAAGUAAGGUAAUGAAGGCUAAGCUUUUUCUCUAUAUACUGAUAUAAAGGCAUUUUGUACAAUACUAGAUGAUGUGAAACAUCAAACGCAUCUUCUAAUAUGCACAAUAUUAGACCUGUGUCUGACAAGAGGGUUCUUUUGUUAUAGCCCCAAAAGGAAACUUGAGGUAUACUGAAAGUAAUUUUCCACUAGUUGAGAAAGGAAGAAGAAUGAGAUUGUUUGUAUAAUUAUCUGUGUUCUGUCCAGUGGUUUCUGAAGAAUUUAUUAUACAAAAUGUUAACUUGCACAUAUUACUCUGUUUACUCUGGUUUGUUUUUGAUGAUGCGGAUGGCAUUGUUAUUUGGAUGUACAGCAGUGUGAGAAUGUUUAUCUCCUUCCAUCAGUAAGAUGCAAUUGUUUUGAACUAUUUCUCUGUAUCUAUUUCUGUCAUGCAAGAAUGCCACUCGUGCAUAAAUUCUGCUAUGCAGCUCAUGCAUAUGUGGCUUAACCCUGCAUCAUUACGUGUUACGUCCUGCAGCCUAGACACAGCUCCUUCCAUUUAGGGAUCACGCUGAUGACUAGAUGGUUUAUUGCUUAGCGACAGGGGGAGAAUGAAAAAAUGAGCUCCCAGCAUGCUCUGCGUGCAGCAUAUAGCUGAGACCAGACUCUCAGCAGUAGGAACACAUUUUCACUGAGAAACUGCAUUUAGCAGAUGCAUUUUAUUUUAUGUUAUUUUAUUGGGGGGGGGGGGGUGUGUCAGAAAUACAUGUUUGAUGUAGUUUCUGUACAACAUUUACCAUGCAUAUGUGUUCAUACUAGUUUUGCAUGCUGAAAUCCCAAAUGCUGGAUUUUAACUGGAGCUCUAUGGACUUUAUUCUCUUUAAGUCCCGUUGUGCUAGUAGAGCCUUCGGCUGAAUCCCUAGAGCUGCGCAAGUUGCCUCACAGAUCCGGAUCUUUGCCACUGGGAUAGCAACAAUUUAUCCUGACGGUUUUAUUUGUCUGGGCAGUGGAAUUUAAACCUUGUGCACUUUGGUGGUAUGUCUAAAGCGUUUUAAUAUUGAUUUGGCUAAUAUACUGAAUAGCUGGUGUUAUGCUGUAAAUAAAACCAUACCAUUGUAUUUUA